Messenger RNA from Laccaria bicolor S238N-H82, 579 nucleotides. RefSeq lists its product as uncharacterized. The transcript is spliced from 10 exons. The coding region runs from base 1 to 579 and encodes 192 amino acids. Lineage: Eukaryota; Fungi; Basidiomycota; Agaricomycetes; Agaricales; Hydnangiaceae. The record is from RefSeq and is a predicted model, not a curated record.
AUGCCUUAUACAAUUAUAUCGCUACAGUUCCACACCUUCUCUGAAGUCACACGCUUAAAGGGGCUAUCUCUAUCAGUUAAUUCUCUAGCGGCAAUUGGCGACGUUGUCAUCGCGGGGUCUCUGUGCACGAUCCUGUAUCGCUCUCGCACUGGUUUCCAUCGAUCGGAUACGAUCAUUACAAAACUCAUAAUCUUCUCCGUGAAUACGGGUCUUCUCACAAGUGUUUGUGCAUUAGGAUCCCUGGUUUCUAUUCUUGCCUGGCCGACAACGUUCAUCUACAUCGCAUUUUACUUCUGCAUAGGACGUCUCUACACAAACUCUCUCCUGGCCACGCUUAAUGCGCGGAAGAAGCUUCGUGAGCUGUCUGAUGGGAUUCAAAACACUAGUGCAAUGGAAAACGUCAGUGUAUCCCUUCAAUCAUUGGGAAGAGGCCAUGCCAGUGAUUUUUCGUCUAGCCAGCAACGGCAGAACAUCUCAAUCAAGAUCGACACGAAGAAAGAGUUCGCAACGGAUUCCGGGGAUGAUAUUGAGAAGCUUUCGGUAGUGAAUAUGGUGUGUCGGAUGUCUCUGCAUGCGUGA